Molecule: messenger RNA, 3328 nt
Organism: Aedes aegypti (yellow fever mosquito)
Lineage: Eukaryota; Metazoa; Arthropoda; Insecta; Diptera; Culicidae
Gene: Ythdc1
Product: YTH domain-containing protein 1
Exons: 3
Coding region: 505-2289 (594 amino acids)
Biological process (GO): mRNA splicing, via spliceosome; regulation of alternative mRNA splicing, via spliceosome
Cellular component (GO): nucleoplasm
Molecular function (GO): N6-methyladenosine-containing RNA reader activity; mRNA binding
Source: RefSeq, a predicted model, not a curated record
CAGUAGUGGUGUGAUGUGUGUUGGUGACUGACGGACGAGAAAGCAAAACGCAUUCACUUGAGAAGCGUUCCAAUUUUUUUUCGGUGAAAAUUCAGGUGAAAACCGGCUCCAAACGUGGCGAAAAUAGUUGAAAACGUGAAAUAAGUGUCGAUUGCGCAAGGUGUGACUGCAGAUCCAGCGUAUACUGCCAGAUCACUUGGUCAGCGCUGCCAACACUGGCUGUCCACCCUGAACAGCCUAUCAUUCGACACCGCAAUCAUCGGUCAUCAUUUGUGCUUGAAAACGGGUUCACUGAUGUGUUUUAUGUGCGACUCCCCCAUCUCUACACAACAUCAUCAGCAAAAGCAGUGAUAGUAGUGGUGGCAGUAGUAGUAGUAGUAGUAAUCGUUUAUGUUGGUGUACGUUUCUAUGUGCAUCUGAUCGCUCCGGCAUACGGCGAGCGCAGAACAAAAGUACAUACCUAGACGGCGAGGAACGAGAGCAGAGUCGUCAGACACAGAAAAGAUGGCCGAUCUGGACGCAGUGAAUCUCGGUCUGGACGAAACGGAACGCGAUAUCGCGGAAGCACUGGAAAAUAGCUACGAUACGAGGAGUGAAGCAUCUCAUGCUAGCUCUGAUAGUACCACGACGAAUCCCAGUAUCAGUGAGGUAAGCUCCGAUUCCUCGGACGAUGAUGAUGACGAAGAAGAUGACGAUGAGAAUACCGAGCGGAGAAAUUCUGCUGGCAAAAAGCAGCAGCAAAAGAAGAAAACUAAGAAGAAGGAAGAGAAAGACUCCAAGAAAGAUGGGGAAAAAGAUGGCGGAAGUAGCGGUGGAAAUGCUACAACGAAUAACAGUACUAAGAAGGAGCGGAAAUCUCGAAGUCGGAGUCCACAGGCGUCAUCGACAGCGGACACUUCCACCGAAACCAAGAGAAAUCGAACGAAGAAUAGCUCCGUUAAAAACUCCGCCAAAUCGUAUGACUAUGUCACCAAAAUUAAUUAUCUUUUCCGGGAGACUCGUUUCUUUCUGAUCAAAUCAAAUAACACGGAAAAUGUGACAAUUUCUAAGACAAAGGGCGUAUGGUCCACCUUACCCCCAAAUGAAGCCAACCUGAAUCAGGCAUUCCGGGAAAGCCGAAAUGUCAUUCUGGUGUUUUCCGUGAAGGAAAGCGGAAAGUUUGCCGGAUUUGCUCGUAUGGCUGCCGAGGCUCGUCGAGAUCUCCCAGCAGUGGAGUGGGUUCUUCCACCCGGUAUGUCAGCAAAAGCACUCGGAGGAGUCAUCAAAAUAGACUGGGUAUGCAAAAAAGAGCUGCCCUUCACAAGCACUACGCAUUUGUAUAAUCCAUGGAACGAAAACAAACCAGUUAAAAUCGGACGUGAUGGACAGGAAAUAGAACCUAAAGUGGCGGAAGAACUAUGUAGACUAUUUCCGGAGGAUACUGCAGUAGAAAUGACGCCAAUCCUAAAGAAAUCAAAAGAAGCUUCAAAGUUGAUGAAAGAGAAGGCUGCUUCAAAGUCUUUCCGACGUCCACCGAACUUCUCUCGCCCAACCAGUUCAAUGAUGCGAGGAGGCCGUGGUGGUGGCGGAGGCGGUGGUCCAAUUCGAGGAGGUCGUAGAAAGAUGUUCCCUGGAAAAGGCCGUCCCGGAAUGUUUCCUCCGUAUCGGAAGGAUAUGCGUCAAAGACAUGGUGGUCCCCGCAUGCCUCCGGGUGCGGCGGCAGCUGUAGCGGCUGCAAGUGCUGCUGGGUUCCAUGGUUGGGAACGGUACAGUAGCACUGCUGCUGCCGAAGCUUACGUAGCUGAUUAUAUGCGCAACAUGCAACACCAGUUGCCUCCGAUGCCGUACGCUCCACCACCCGGAUUCCCUGGAAUUCCAAUGCCGUAUGAUGGUUUACCUCCGCCACCACGCUAUUAUGAAGGAUUACCUAUUCCAGAUUAUCCUCUGCCACCGGGUGCUAUUCCCGGAAGUGUAACCGGAGCGGCUGGAGUACCACCUCCACGUCCAUACGAUAAAUAUGAUGAAUUCAUGUGGAAACCACCACCAGGAGGAGCACCUGGAACCACACCGGUGCCCACAUCUACGGCUGGAGGCACUGCCCUGCCCUCGAUGAAAGGUCCGCCACCGCCGCUUCCGAAUUACCACGUUCCACCGCCGGCAAUGCCACCAACAGCCAGCGGCCCAUCGCAUGGCCGUAAGAAUGAUCGAGGUGGUGAGGAUAAUCGUGGCCAGCGAGAUCGCGACCGUAACCAUCGGAACGAUCGAAACCACCGUGGUGGCAGAGGCUACAACAAUCGAGAUCGACGAUGAUUGGAAGCCUCACCAGUCUCAAAGCGGUUAUCGUCCGCUAGAUACCGCUAAGCUGCGUCCUUUACCUGCAUAUAAGUUACUGGUCCGUGAUAAUUCAUCGAUGGAACUACCACAAACAAUUAUAGUUUGCUUUUUGGAGCAGACUGAAACAACACCCAGCUUUUUCCAACAUCAUCGUCAUCACUUGCAUCGAUAACUACUCAUAGUCGAGGAGCUAGCUGAGAAUCUUCGCAUUAUCUCAACCAGCCUAGUGGAGUGCAUCUGUAGGGGCGCCCUGGGGACGCGGAGAUUAUGCUUGGUGUUUAGUGAUCUCUCGUCGUUAUGUGGUGGCGUUUUGCUUAUUAGUGGAACGGAAGAAGACAGUGCUUUUUGUGUUGGCAUUUUGCAUACUAUCCCAUUUGAAAACGACAGUGAAGAAACCCAGAACAUCGUGUCAUUCUCUUCUGGAAUAUGAAGCUCGACGGUUCCUCUUAACGAACUUAGGCUUUGAUUAGUGCACGGUCUGUUUGACGAAGAAAAAAAGUGAUUUUCUCUGCGUUAUGGAUUUUGUUGGGUAAAAAAAACAAGAAUAAUGAUUUAUGAAAAAAUAAGUUUGGGAAGAACUUUCCUAACAGAUUCAUGAUGCGCCAAUCUGUUCCAUCUAGAAGCUACAAAAAGUAUUCUCACGUCAAUAAGAAGAAAGUAAAAAGAAAACAACUUUGUGAUUGUCUGUCGACGGUAUGGCGGAAGUAGCAUGGACAAAGUGCUAAAUGUGGAUCUCGAUCAUCUCCGUGGUAGAAAGAAAGCAGUGUAUUUACAGACAAUCUGAAGAUACAGAAGAAAAUACAUAAAAUAUUUGUGUAAUCGUGUUUAGAAAGAUUAAAAUUGCAAACAAAACUACAAUUAUAACUACUGCUAGUAUGCUACUAAGAUAUUUACCCUAUAUAACGCAACCCAUACAUAACCACUAUGUAUCGACAGGCAAAGCAAACAAAAAAAGAAUGAAAUUUAAAUUAUGAACUUUUACUAGUAAUCCAAUAAAGGUUAAGAAACUACCCAA